AUGAUUUGUUUUUAUCUUACUCUCUCUAUUGAUUCAGAAUCGUAUACCACAUCAUCAAACUCCCAGCCACUCUCACCAGCACCAACCCAAUUUAUUCCUGUCAUCAUCAUCUGCUGCUUGAUUCUUUUUUUACAUUUUUCAUAUUUUCUUUUAUUCAUUUUUUUCAUCCAUUCAAUAUUUUCAUCUUCUCAUUCAUCUUCUUUUCAUAUUUUAUUCUUUUCUUUAUCUUUUAUCCUUUUUUAUCUUUUCAUUUAUUCUUUUUCAUUUUUCAUUCUUUUUCAUCUUUUCAUUCAUACUUUUUUCAUCUUUUCAUUUUUGCUUUUUCAUCUUUUCAAUUAUUCUUUUUCAUCUUUUCAUUCAUUCUUUUUCAUCUUUUCAUUAUUUUCAUCUUUUCAUUUAUUCUUUUUCCAUCUUUUCAUUCAUUCUUUUUCAUUUUUUUCAUUUAUUCUUUUUCAUCUUUUUAUUCUUUUUCAUCUUUUCAUUCAUUCUUUUUCAUCUCUUUUAUUUAUUCUGUUUCAUCUUUUCAUUGUUUUUCAUCUUUUUCAUUUAUUCUUUUUCCAUCUUUUCAUUUGCUCUUUUUCAUUUAUUCUUUUUCAUCUUUUUAUUCUUUUUCAUCUUUUCAUUCAUUCUUUUUCAUCUCUUUUAUUUAUUCUUUUUCAUCUUUUCAUUCAUUCUUUUUCAUCUUUUCAUUCAUUCUUUUUCAUCUUUUCAUUCAUUCUUUUUCAUCUUUUCAUCCAUUCUUUUUAA
Messenger RNA from Acanthosepion pharaonis, 747 nucleotides. Lineage: Eukaryota; Metazoa; Mollusca; Cephalopoda; Sepiida; Sepiidae. The record is from the annotation of a GenBank genome assembly.